This is a messenger RNA of Parasteatoda tepidariorum (common house spider), 1913 nucleotides long. The record is from RefSeq and is a predicted model, not a curated record. NCBI's taxonomy places the organism in Eukaryota, Metazoa, Arthropoda, Arachnida, Araneae, Theridiidae.
AUGGAUGAGAAUUUGAUCGAAGUGCGGAGAGUGCAGUCUUGUAGCUUGGGCAAUCUGCAGCAUAAGCUGGGUGAUGGGGAUUGUGUGAAGUACCAAAGUAAAAUUUCANUUUAUAUGAUUUAUUUGCUCAUUGGCGGAGCUAUUAUAUUUGCCUUAGAUCCUUUUGAAGCAAUGAAAACAACAGUUUCAAUAUUUGGUAAUUCAUCUCAUCAUUUCCCAGGUUACACUGGUUAUACACCAUUUAGUAUAACGAGUCAAAUGUUCUGCUCAGUGUAUGUUUUAUUCGGAAUACCAUUAGCGAUGUUGUUCAACAAAGUCCUUGGACAGUAUUACGCUGAAUCUCAGAAUGAGAUGGUGUACCUUUUGAGAGACAAAGUACCGUACAGCAAGUACUUUUCAAACUGCAUAUUUUUUGCCUCCUGGAGCUUUCUUUACUAUUUUGUUCCAACAUUCGUUUUCUUAUACACGGAGGAUUGGAACUUUUUCAAUGGUCUAUAUUUCUCAACAACAGUUGCUGCUGCCUGCGGAAUGGGAGACUUCUUUGUCGGUCAAAAUUUGAAAAGGAAUACGUACUUUGUUGUCUACAGAUUGCUUCUGCUGUCUUGGUUGCUGCACGCAAUCGCGUUCUUUAUCUACACAGCUGAACUCCUAUCUAAAGUUUUCAGUCGGUACCUUCUCUUUGAACUAGUAGUAGAUAUGAAAGAGAAUGUAUUCGAAUUUCAUCGAGUGUUUGUACAUCCUGAGUGCUUAGACAUUCACUUUAGACUUCUGAGAGCUGAAAUGGGUGUCAAGAAAGAGAUUGAUAUUUGGAGAGCUGAUAAAGCUUUAAGCUCGGAAGCGGAUUAUUUAAAAAUGCAACUCAACAGUUUAGUGCUAGCAGCUGAUGACUUAGAUAUUGUUACCGUAAAUGAGAUGAGGAAAAAAGAAAGCAUUUUAGCAAGUUUUGACCAAGAACAUAAUAAAAGUAUAGAGAAGAAGUAUCCAGACACGUCUUGGAGUCAUGAUUAUGGCAAAAAAGUUUCAUUCUCCCUGAGUUUAAUAACUACUAUAGGUUAUGGUCGUAUUAUUCCAAGAACUUCCUGGGCAAAGAUAUUCUGUAUUGUUUACAUUCUUCUGGGAGUGCCUUUGAACUUGUGUUUGGUCCUAAUGCUUAGCUUGAAAUUGAAAGAUGCUCUUGUGUUUCUUCUAGAAUACACCGACAGAAUCUACGAGAAUGUAUUUCCGAAUAUAAUGUUAGGAACUGAAGUAAUCCACUUCCUCAUCAGCAGUUCUUUCUUCAUCUUCCUUGCAGCUCUACUCAUCUUUGUUCCAGCGUAUUUAUUUGGAUACAUCGAAGGAUGGACAUACGGCGAGGCGAUAUACUUCUGUUUUAUCUCAUUGUCCACCAUCGGUCUCGGUGAUUAUGUAGCUGGUAUCAAUUUUAUUUACUUUGUUAAAUACACGAUAUGGGUUUUCCCCUCCUUUGUUAAAAGUUCGAACAACUUAUAACUACAGAGUUUUAAAUAUCGGCUUAAGAUUGAACUAUUAUAGAAGCAUUUUACCCUCUCAGCGGCAUCAUAAUUCAAAUUUAAAUCAAUCAAAUGGCAAUUAAAUCAAUCUAAUGGAAUCAUUCAAAUUUAAAUCAAAUGAAAAAGACAGAAAUCGCAAGUUGGUGUAUCAUUAAACUAAGAGCCUGUCGACUUUACUAAGGUGGUAAUCAAUUUGAAACUUUGGUUUAAGUUUGCACCAGACUUUGCAACUUACAACCUUACUAAGAUUGCACCAAAUUUCAAACUUCAGUUCACCCUUGCAACUUACGAUCUUAGUCAGUUGGCAGCUUAUGUAAAAUUGUGGCUCAAUUCUGUAACUUAAGACUUUAAUGAGAUGGCAUAAAAUUUGAAAUUAUUAACCAAUUUUGUUGUAUCCAAUCUUAC